AUGGACAUCUUGGAGGACAAGUGCAGCGACCUGCGCGAUCCAGGCUUUGUGAAUCUCGUUGUCUCAGUGAUCAUCGUUAUUGGGAUGCUCAUCUCCUACAUGCCCCAACACUACCGAAUCAUCUCCCGCGGAACCUCUGAGGGCAUUUCUCCAUAUUUCGUCCUGCUCGGUACGACCUCGGCCACCGCUGGGUUCACCAACAUCCUCACCCUUCCCAAGAGUAUACAGGACGCCGGUUGCUGUCAAGAGCUGGAGACCUUCGAGUGCGUGGCCGGGGUGCUUGGCAUUGUACAGCUAGGCGUGCAGUGGGCUUGCUUCGCCUUCAUCUUCAUCUUGUUCCUGGUCUUCUUCCGCUAUGCGACCGCCAACAUCGCCGAGGAGGAGCUCGAGGAUGCCGAGGAGGAGCCUAGGUGGCAAACCGCGGUCAUGGUCGCUACUGUCGUCCUCGUCCACAUCCUGCUCACCGUCAUCAUCAGUGCGGUCAUCGUGCUCAUCUACCCCUCUCACCUGAACAGCUGGGCCAUCUUCAACGGUGUGCUGGCUGCCGGGCUGGCCGCCGUCCAGUAUAUCCCACAGAUCGCCAUGACCUACCACCUUAAGCACGUCGGCAGCCUGAGCAUACCCAUGAUGUGCAUCCAGACUCCCGGCGGCCUGCUGUUCGCGGCGAGCCUAGCGGUUAGGCUAGGCUGGGCCGGUUGGAGCACUUGGGGUAUCUUCCUGCUCACGGCCAUCAUGCAGGGCAUUUUGCUGUUCAUGGCGCUGUAUUACGUGUUCGUGUCAAACGGAUCAACGGACGACCCUACGAGACCCCCGAUGCCCCGCUCGCUGUCUCGCGUCUACGCUAACGGCCUGGAUGAGAACACGCCCACGAGGUACACCGGCCAUCCCGAGCACUAUGCCACAUCGCAGGACCAGCUCGGCGACAUCCUCGACCGGCAGGACAGCGACGCCGCAGCUGAGACGCAGCCACUGCUCAGACCUGGAGGGAUCGGCAAUUCUUCUUCGAUCCACCGGUAUGAUGGCCAUUGA
This is a messenger RNA of Cryphonectria parasitica EP155, 1029 nucleotides long. RefSeq lists its product as uncharacterized. The record is from RefSeq and is a predicted model, not a curated record. Lineage: Eukaryota; Fungi; Ascomycota; Sordariomycetes; Diaporthales; Cryphonectriaceae. Bases 1 to 1029 code for a protein of 342 amino acids. The transcript has 3 exons.